AUGGCUAAGGUCACUUUCAAGAUCACUCUUACUAGUGAUCCUAAGCUCCCAUUUAAAGUGUAAGUCAAUUCAUUAACUUCUUAUGUUUUUAGAUUGAGUGUGCCAGAAAACACUCCUUUUACUGCCGUCCUUAAAUACGCAGCAGAGGAAUUCAGAGUGAAUCCUGAGACCAGUGCCAUAAUCACUAACGAUGGAGUCGGGGUAAAUCCUUCCCAGACGGCGUCCAAUAUCUUCAUGAAACAUGGAAGUGAACUACGAUUAAUACCGCGGGACAGAGUUGGUUCGUUUUAA
Molecule: messenger RNA, 291 nt
Organism: Bursaphelenchus xylophilus (pine wood nematode)
Lineage: Eukaryota; Metazoa; Nematoda; Chromadorea; Rhabditida; Aphelenchoididae
Source: the annotation of a GenBank genome assembly